AGUGCAGAGAAUAAGAUGGAUAGCAGUAACUUGUCUGUAAUCUUGGCUCCCAAUCUCCUUCACUCUGGAGACGGUACAGAGAAGAUGAACGCCAACACAGAGAAACGCCUCAAACUACAGGCAGCUGUAGUACACUGCUUCAUAGAGAAUGCCCACAACUUUGGUGUGUUACCACAGUUCCUUCUAGAGAAGGUUCCAGCCAUGAUGGGCUGUGAGGCAGGGAUUUUGUCCCCUACUCAUGAUGAAUUCAAGGAGCUGGACUUAAACUCGGGGAUGAAGAGGAGACACAGAUGCAGCUUCGGAGAUAUGGUCAAUGGUGCUCUGAAUAAAAUAAAAACUAAUAGAACACCCACAAAAGCCACCCAAACAGACAGUCUUGUCUUUUCUUCUGCAACUCCUGUGAUUGCAACACCAACCUCCAAGCGAAAACUUACUUUGGAAUCUGGUCACUCUUUUGGAUUCUCAAACAAGAAACGUAAAUCUGUCAAAAAGAACCUUGGGAUAGAAUUACUUCCCAAUUCUCUGUUCAGUGGGACCACCACUCCUGGAUCAGCUUACAGUGCUUCAGGGGUCUUGGACUCUUCCCAGAAUACUUUGUCCUCAGCAGGGAAGUCUAGAAGGCAAUCAGCUACUUCUGUAAGAAGGAAGAGCCGAAGACUUAGCAGCAGACAUGUGGUCAACAGGGUUGAAUCUGGAAGAGCUGGCUGUUUUUCUCCUAAAGUCAGCAAAAAAGAAGCCCCACGCAAGUCUCUGCGCUUGCGUUUUAGCCUGGGGAAGAGCAGCAAAGAAGCUUUUCUUUCAUCUUUCAUUUCUCAUUCCAUGCUGGUGAUAAAGGGAUCUGAGUCCAUUGGCUGGCGACUUGCCACUCAAGACAGCACCACCAGUUUUCGUUUCACCAAAGAGAAAGAGUUCAGCCCGUCAGUUCUGCCUAGAAACACUGAAUCCAAGAAUUCUAAGUACAUCAGCAAGUCUGAAGACAACCUGUUGACCCCCCAGUGUGCCUCAAAUGCCCACCGGACCUCAUGGAGCGGGGACACUCCUGUAGGAGCUCAGGGUUUUAGUGGAGGAUCCUUUACAGAUACACCCAUGAACAUGUGCCUAAAGAACAACUAUGUGUCUGAGCCUGCCAUCGUCAUAUCGAAGCCCCCAGCGGUGUCCAUCCUCCCCAUGAAGCUGUGUUGUGCUUCCAGUGCCGAGAGCCUGGAGAGUGAGAGUUCAGUCGCUGAAGCCCCGAGCCAAAACAGACCCACCCUGUUGAAAAUCAAGAGUGCCUUAACAGAAUUAGGCAGUGAUGUUGUACAGGACUCCUCCUGUGGAGCAACCUUGACAAAACCAUCAGACAGCAUCCUCUUCCCUCCACCAGAGACUCCUGCAGCCAAAGUUCUGUCUCUGGACACAGACGCAUCCAGCGGCCCAACUCAACAAAGCUUUCUGGCUAAAGAACAGAACAUUACAUUUGGACAGAUUGAAAUAGCCGCUUUGUCUCCUUUGCAUAUUGAUAGUGUACUUUUUGAGUCUGAUGUGUAUUGCAGUACUGCAGUAAGGGUUGAUGAAGGUUCUUUCUGUGCUGCUGCUGCCAUCAAUAACCAUGAGAGCUCCAUGGUAGAAGAAAGUGAGGAGGCAGACCAAGUAAACUGCAGCAGGUUGAUUGAUGCUCUGGACAUCCAAAGUCCCGCUCAUUUCAAACGGGGUCUUCCCUCUGGGCUGCAAUCCACUCCCUACAAGCCAGGUCUUGAACUCAACCAUGCGCAUGGCACACCUUCUAGAGCUGGUACUACAACCAGUAUGGUACAUGAAGAUCACGAAUCUUCCUCAGAGAUCGGUACCAAAGUCCAAAACCAGAAAUCGCUCUCAUCAGUCAGCCUGGAUACCCAAAAGACCAGAGUGGCCGACCACAUCCAACACUUCAACAGCCUCACCCUUCACUCUCCCAGAGGCUCCAAGGCCCACAACAUCAGGUCACCGCUCAGGUUCCAGCGCACCCCUGUCAGUCACACUGUCCGUAGGAUGAACUCUCUUAUGGGAGAGAACAGGAGACCCACUCGACAUCUGGAACUCAGCGCCAGCUGUCACAAUGGUCAGGUGGUGAAGGCGGUGAGCCUGGAGAGCGGCAUCUCCCCUCACCCUCAGCUUCAACCCCACCAGGGAGAGACACGAGUGGGACGGUCCAACAGCAAUUGUCCCAUGAAGAAACCACCUCCAGUCCCUCCCAAAAAGUCAAGCACCCUGGCCCGCAGAUCUAUGACCUUUGCUCUAGGUGAUGUGACCAACAAGGUCCAACCUAAGACCAAAGUGGACUCUGAUCUGUCAGGAAAUCAGAAGCCUUGUGUGCAGCAGGUAGCAGUAAAGGACAUGAACCAUUACAGAGGUUCCCCAAGAAACCCUCUCAACCAAGUACAACUGCUGUCUGCUACCAAGCCUGUAGAUUUAUAGUUGAUACUCUUUAUGCCUUAUCGUUCCCUCCUUACUAUGCAGGUCUCUGUCUGAUAAAACUACAUGUCAUUAAACAUUCCAGUUCAUCUGUAUUGCAGGGGUUUUAAUUUAUUUUUAGCUCUGGUAGGUGCUGUUUGUGUGGCGUUAGGGCCUCGGUGGGAGA
This is a messenger RNA of Scomber japonicus (chub mackerel), 2596 nucleotides long. Its product is annotated as rho GTPase-activating protein 11A-like. The transcript is spliced from 8 exons. The record is from RefSeq and is a predicted model, not a curated record. Bases 16 to 2433 code for a protein of 805 amino acids. Gene Ontology annotation, biological process: signal transduction. Lineage: Eukaryota; Metazoa; Chordata; Actinopteri; Scombriformes; Scombridae.